Messenger RNA from Zingiber officinale, 910 nucleotides. Its product is annotated as tropinone reductase homolog At5g06060-like. Lineage: Eukaryota; Viridiplantae; Streptophyta; Magnoliopsida; Zingiberales; Zingiberaceae. Gene Ontology annotation, molecular function: oxidoreductase activity. The record is from RefSeq and is a predicted model, not a curated record. Bases 38 to 910 code for a protein of 290 amino acids. The transcript has 7 exons.
CGCUUUUCUCUGAGAAUUGAUCAGAUAGAAGCAAUCGAUGGAGUUGGGAAACAGAUGGUCUCUUCGAGGAGAAACAGCCUUGGUCACUGGUGGAUCCAAAGGGAUAGGGUGUGCUAUUGUGGAAGAACUAGCAAGAUUUGGAGCAGCAGUUCAUACGUGCGCCAGGAAUGAAGCAGAGCUGAAACAGAGUUUGCAGAAAUGGAGAGACCUGAAGCUUCAGGUGACUGGUUCGGUCUGUGACGUCUCCUCCUCGGAAGAGAGGGAGAAGCUGAUAAAGGAAGUCAGCGCCAUCUUCAACGGCAAACUCAAUAUCCUGGUUAAUAAUGUAGCGUCUGGUCACAUUAAACCAGUUUUAGAGGUGACUCAAGAGGAAUACAAGCACACCAUGAACAUCAACUUGGAAGCCGGCUUCCAUUUGAGUCAACUCGCUCAUCCUCUUCUCAAGACGUCUGGACGGGGCAAUAUCGUCUUCAUUUCUUCAAUCACUAGUCUCCAAGGAAACUCUUUUAUGUCCGUCUAUGGAGCAUCUAAGGGAGCCAUGAAUCAACUUACUAGAGGCCUCGCUUGUGAAUGGGCGAAGGACAAUAUUCGUACCAAUUGUGUUGCGCCCGGUCUCAUCAAUACGCCGAUGGCUAAGUCGUUCAUCGAGAAUGAAGAAUUUGUAGCAAAGUGGUGUGAUCAUACUCCGGUUGGGCGUGUGGGAGAGCCGGAGGAUGUGGCAGCUUCGGUUGCUUUUCUUUGCCUUCCUUCUUCCUCUUUCAUCACCGGUCAAGUUGAGUGGUUUAUCACUUCAUCUUCAUUUCCUCAAUUGUGGGUCUCUUACUCUUGUAUAUCCAUCUAUGGAUCAUCUAAAGGUAGACGGGAUCCUCUUCCCAUCUACCUUGGUCAACUCCUGGAUCAAGGACAAUGA